Molecule: messenger RNA, 1416 nt
Organism: Capronia coronata CBS 617.96
Lineage: Eukaryota; Fungi; Ascomycota; Eurotiomycetes; Chaetothyriales; Herpotrichiellaceae
Exons: 7
Coding region: 1-1416 (471 amino acids)
Source: RefSeq, a predicted model, not a curated record
AUGUGGAGAAAAAGCAUUCUGUUCUGCCUUCCUGGCAUCUACCUCGCGCUGACCGGCCUGGGAGCCGGCGGCGGUCGACCCAGCUCACAGCACGUUGCUUCAGUGACCAACUCAAUUCUCUACGGCGUCUACACUCUCAUGGGCUGGCUCGCUGGAGGUUUACUCAAUUACCUGAAACCAAAAUAUACCAUCGCAAUCGGAGCGGUGGGAUACCCCCUCUACGUUGCGUCGCUAUGGUACUAUGACCGUGUUGGGAAUGAAGCCUUCCCUCUUGCAGCUGGUGCCAUCUUGGGGUUCUGUGCCGCGUUGCUGUGGACUGCUUCCGGGUUCAUUCAAUUCGCGUAUCCUACAGAAACAGACAAAGCAAAGUAUAUCACCUGGCAGUGGGUUUUGACCUCGUCCGGCAGCACAGUUGGAGCACUCAUUGCUUUCGGCGCCAACUAUGGCCAGACCGCGGCGGUUGGAGUGUCGACUCCAGUAUACGUGGUCUUCAUCGUCAUCAUGUGCGCAGCCAUUGCCUUGGACCUGGUGCUCAUUGUGGAUCCGGAGGAUGUAGUCCGAGAUGACGGUCGACAUAUUGCCAUCUUCAAGCACCCCAACUUCAAGGACGAGCUCAAGGGAAUCUUGUCUGUGUUGAUAGAUCCCAAGAUCGUUCUCCUGUUGCCGGCCAUGUUUGUGGGCGAGAUGUGCCUUGCCCUGACGAGCAGUAUCAACGGAUACUAUUUCAACUUGAGAACGAGAUCGUUGAACAAUCUUCUGUUCCAGUUCAUCAUGAUCCCGGCCCCGAUAUUCUUGGCUUGGAUCAUGGACAAUAAGAAGAUCGCGUCCCGACGGUCCAAAGGUCUGCUGGGAGCCACCUUUGUCACGGUGGUUACCUUUGGCGCUACGGCUGGCUUGAUGGGCUGGACGUAUGCCAACGACAUUGACCGCCACAACCCGGCUCCAGGGGUUGACUGGUCCGAUUCCGCCUUUGCCGCCGGGUUCAUUCUCUACCUUCUCUUCGGCAUCGUCAAUGCGUGCUUCCAAAUCGCCGUUCAGUGGACGAUGUCCGCCCUCACCAAUGACCCUGCUCUCUGCGCUCGAUAUGCCGGAGCUUUCAAAGGCACGGUCAGUUUCGGCAUGUGCAUUUCCUUCACCAUCGACUCCCAGGGUAUGAACUUCAAGAAGCAGAUCAUCGUUCAGCUGGUCCUGUACGUGGCGGGGGUGAUCAGUCUGUACACCGUCAUUGCCUUGUACGUGAGACAGACCAACUAUUUCCUCGAGGACUCGGUCAUCGUGCCCCAGGAAGUAGAGCAGAAGUCUUUGGUGGAUGGAACGGUUCCUCCGGAGCAGGUUCUUAGGGAACACGAAAAGGAAGAGAUCGCCGAGGGGAAAGGUCCUCUGGGUCCCGUGCAAGAGGUUAGGUCGAUGGAUUGA